AUGCUUUGCACUGUGUCUGUUUAUGCAGGGGGGGGGCGGCACGUACACAUACAAUUCCAGAUAACAUCCUACUUGUUUAUCAGUAAUUACAUACGGUUGGUUGAUACGUGUCUAGAUUUAAACGUGCCGAACAAAGGUUUUUACCAAAAAGUGAUUCUAUCUAUCUAUCUAUCUAUCUAUCUAUCUAUCUAUCUAUCUAUCUAUCUAUCUAUCUAUCUAUCUAUCUAUGCCUUUCAGUCAUGUUAUACCUAUCUCUCUAUGUCAAUCAUAUCUAUCUAUCUAACUAUCUAUCUAUCUAUCUAUCUAUCUAUCUAUCUACAUCAGUCUGUUAUACCUCUGUCGAUAUAUCUAUAUGUCUAUUUAUCUAUGUCAGUUAUAUCUAUUUAUCGAUCAAUCUACGUUAGUAUGUCAUAUCUAUCUAUCGAUCGAUCGAUCUAUGUCAGUUAUAUCUGUCUAUCUAUGUCAGCUUGUUAUAUUUAUCUAUCAAGUUAUCUAUCUUUAUCGAUCAAUCUAUGUCAGUCUGCUAUAUCUAUCUCGCUCUUUCUCUCUCUCUCUCUCUCAACUUUGUAUUUAGGUAGCAAUCUAUCUUUUAUCAAUUUUCAUUUAAAACGAAAUUUUUAA
Molecule: messenger RNA, 621 nt
Organism: Acanthosepion pharaonis
Lineage: Eukaryota; Metazoa; Mollusca; Cephalopoda; Sepiida; Sepiidae
Source: the annotation of a GenBank genome assembly